This is a messenger RNA of Laetiporus sulphureus 93-53, 2120 nucleotides long. Its product is annotated as protein kinase subdomain-containing protein PKL/CAK/Fmp29. Gene Ontology annotation, cellular component: mitochondrion. The transcript is spliced from 3 exons. The record is from RefSeq and is a predicted model, not a curated record. Lineage: Eukaryota; Fungi; Basidiomycota; Agaricomycetes; Polyporales; Laetiporaceae. The coding region runs from base 369 to 1691 and encodes 440 amino acids.
GUCUGCCCCGGACUGCCAGAACAACAGAUUACAACUUCAGAUUACAGCCGGGGCACAACAACUAUUGAAUACAUUCAUGCAACAGGAUGCAUUUGCUGACUUCAGCAGCAGCUCUAGUAGGGCGUUGCAACUCGUCCUUGGCCCUUAUUGUACUGCCACAUCAGGGAGUAUGACCCUCCGCACACAUUUGCAUGCACUACUCCCUCGGGCGUGCGAGGCUCGUCUUCAAUCUGCUACGCCGACCAGUCUCAAUCUCUCCGCCUCUGUGCCGUCCUCUCUCCUCGCUGCGUUCAGCGUAUCUUUCCUCCUCAAUCUCUAACUUCACUCGGACCUGUUGGCAGCUGCCAUGUCGUGCAUUUUCAAGCAAUAUGUCAGACUCUCCUGCAGACUCUCCUGAUGAUCGCUUCAACUAUUCAUCGGGACGCUGGCUCGUCAACAAUGACCUUCGCCUCGAAGAGCGCAGACGUGAAUUCAACGUCGACGAGCUUUGUCGACUUGCGGCGCAGUCUGUUGGUCGGAGUUCUCAAGAUAUCGCCAAAUUCAUGAAGCUUGCCGAGGGCGGCUUCAACCGGACUUUCCUUAUCACCAUGCACGGCGGCUUCGAGAUGGUAGCCCGUAUCCCGUAUCCCGUCACGGUCCCAAAGUUCUACGCUAUUGCCAGUGAAGUGGCCACAAUGCGUUUCCUCCGUUCCUCUGGGCUGCCUGUUCCCGAGGUUUACGAUUACUCUCCUUCGUCGGACAACGCUGCGGAGACGAAAUAUAUUUUCAUGGAGUAUAUAAAAGGUACGAAGCUCAGCGACGUGUGGCUGGAGCUGAAGGAACCGGAUAUCGUCUCGGUCUUGCGUAAACUUGCCCAACUCGAGUCUUGCAUGAUGUCGAUUUCUUUUCCCGCUGGUGGAAGCCUCUAUUAUACCGACGACCUGGAGAAGGUGGCAGGGAGGAAGGGCAUCCCCCUCAAAGACGAGCGCUUCUGCGUCGGUCCAGAUGCCAGGCUGCAUAUGUGGUACGGAAGGAGGUCGCAACUCGACGUGGACAGGGGACCAUACGAAAGCGUCGAGGCAGCGCUCGUAGCAGCAGCUCGCAAGGAACUGGAGUAUCUCAAACAGUUCGGUCGACCGCUACUACCGUUCCAGCGUGAAAGAAGGGAGGCUUACGGGUACAAGGAGCAGUCACCGUCGGACCACGUCAAGAAUCUCGAACGAUACCUUCUCAUCGCAUCCUCGCUCGUCCCCAUGAAUCCAGCUCUCCAUCAUUUCCGUAUCCGCCAUCCCGAUCUCCAGCCGAGCAACGUCAUCGUGUCGACGUCGUCAGACUCUAACCAGUUGAAAAUCGUGGGCCUGCUCGACUGGCAACACGCCUCGAUCCUACCCCUGUUUCUCCUCGCUGGUAUUCCGGGUCGCUUGCAGAACUACGAUGACCCGGUCUCGCAGGAUCUCAUCCCACCCUCACUGCCGGCGAACAUGAAAGAGUUGGACCAAUCCGAGCAAAGCCACGGGAUGGGACUCUACCACCGCCGUCUCGUCCACUUCCACUACGUCAAGAACGCGGAGGAGUACAACAAGCUCCAUCACGAUGCGUUGUCGGAUCCCGUGUCCAUGUUCAUCUGCCGCGUUGUCGACCAAGCCGGUGCUCCGUGGGAGGGUGAGACUCACGCGCUGAAGGCUACGCUGAUAGAGACAACGGAGAUAUAGGGGAGUCUUACGGGGGAAGGUGUACCGUGUCCAGUCGUGUUCGAAGCCGAAGACCUACGCAAGACGAAGGAGCUAAGCGCAAGGCUGCAAGUAGCGGACGAGAAUUUUGAGGGCUGCCGAGUCAUAGUUGGCUUUGAGACGGAGACCUGGGUGUCCAACGAACACUACGAGAUGGCCACGGCCCUCGCCGAGCUGCUAAAGCUGAGGGUGUUGGCAGGGAUGCCGGAGAAGGAAGUCCGGGCUAAGGCUGAGGCGAAUUGGUUCUUGGACGAUAUGGACGAAAAGGAUUACAUGUAAUGAAUCGAUCGAAAUAUUCCACGGUGUUGUUAUUUUAUCUAGUGCUAUUGUGUACAUGUCCAGUCGACUGUUCUUCAAAUCCUGUCGGAGGAAAACUUCUUGCAGAAGACAAAUCCAUCGAUACCACCGUCC